GUUCUCUGGUGAUCCAUUCGAGGAUAAAAGGGCCUGCGCGUCCCAUCUUCCGCCAAAGCCACCUUUCUUGAAGCAAGACACCAUGGCCAGCCAGUCUCAGGGGGUCCAACAGCUCCUGCAGGCGGAAAAAAGGGCCAAGGAGAAGCUAGAUGAAGCAAAGAAAAGUAAAGGCACAUACAGUCGAAAAGCAAAGAGGCUAAGACAAGCUAAGGAAGAAGCCGUGGCGGAGACGGACCAGUACAGAAUGCAGAGGGAGAAGGACUUCCGCCUGAAGCAGUCCAAGAUGAUGGGCUCUCAGAGCCACCUCUCGGAUGAAAUAGAAGAGCAAACACUAGAGAAGAUAAAAGAAUUGAACGGGAGCUACAACAAGUGUAUGGAAAGUGUGAUAAAGCAGCUGUUGAGCAUGGUGUGUGACAUGAAAGCAGAAGUCCACGUGAACUACAGAGCCACCAACUGAGUGCGCUGCACACUUCCAUAUCCACAGAGACAGAGUGGGGAGCAUGUUCUGUUAAUAUUAAGGGACCGCAACUGUGCACCUGAAGUUUUCUACAAAUGUUCAAUGUCACGUAUUUCAUGCAUGACAAAGAAUUAGAAAAAUAAGUAGCAAGGUGUCAUUCUCCUGGCAAUGUAUGAUGGUGCCUAUUAUGAAGCAAGUUAAGGAAAGGGAGGAGCUUGAGUUUUAACACUAAAAUGGCAAAC
Molecule: messenger RNA, 699 nt
Organism: Apodemus sylvaticus (European woodmouse)
Lineage: Eukaryota; Metazoa; Chordata; Mammalia; Rodentia; Muridae
Gene: Atp6v1g3
Product: ATPase H+ transporting V1 subunit G3
Exons: 4
Coding region: 83-457 (124 amino acids)
Biological process (GO): proton transmembrane transport
Cellular component (GO): vacuolar proton-transporting V-type ATPase complex
Molecular function (GO): proton-transporting ATPase activity, rotational mechanism
Source: RefSeq, a predicted model, not a curated record